Nanorana parkeri is the source of this 1849-nucleotide messenger RNA. It is a transcript of the gene NMT2, whose product is annotated as N-myristoyltransferase 2. Gene Ontology annotation, cellular component: cytoplasm. Lineage: Eukaryota; Metazoa; Chordata; Amphibia; Anura; Dicroglossidae. Gene Ontology annotation, biological process: N-terminal peptidyl-glycine N-myristoylation. Bases 108 to 1604 code for a protein of 498 amino acids. Gene Ontology annotation, molecular function: glycylpeptide N-tetradecanoyltransferase activity. The transcript has 12 exons. The record is from RefSeq and is a predicted model, not a curated record.
GAGGCGUGCUGCACCUCCCUCUCCUGGCCGCUAGAUGGCGCUGCGCGGGGUGCUCGGCUGGCUGCGGGCGCCCAGCUCCGUCCUCCCCUCUCUGUGUCUGAGUCGUGAUGGCGGAGGACAGCGAGUCUGCGGCCAGCCAGCAGAGCCUGGAGCUGGACGACCAGGACACCUGCGGCAUAGACGGCGACAAUGAGGACGAGGCCGAGCAUGCCAAGGGGAGCCCAGCGGGGGAUCUUGGAGCUAAAAAGAAAAAGAAGAAACAGAAGAGGAAAAAGGAAAAGCCAAAUUCUGGGGGGGCCAAGUCGGACUCCGCAUCUGAUUCUCAAGAAAUCAGAACACAGCAGCCGGCAAAAAAUCACGCCAUUCCAAUGCAGAAACUGCAGGACAUCCAGAGAGCUAUGGAGCUUCUGUCCGCCUGCCAGGGACCCGCAAAGAACCUCGACGAGGCAAGCAAACGUAAAUACCAGUUUUGGGAUACACAGCCUGUACCGAAACUUAGUGAAAUUAUAAGCAGUCACGGUUCUAUUGAGCCUGACAAGGACAACAUUCGUCAAGAGCCAUACUCCCUGCCUCAGGGUUUUAUGUGGGACACUCUGGAUCUCAGUAAUGCAGAGGUGCUAAAAGAACUGUACACGUUGCUGAAUGAGAAUUAUGUGGAAGAUGAUGAUAACAUGUUCAGAUUUGAUUAUUCGCCAGAGUUCUUACAGUGGGCACUUCGUCCUCCUGGAUGGUUAUCCCAAUGGCACUGUGGGGUCAGAGUAUCUUCCAACAAAAAAUUAGUGGGCUUUAUAAGCGCCGUUCCUGCUACUAUCCGUAUUUAUGACACUGUAAAGAAGAUGGUAGAGGUUAAUUUCCUUUGUGUCCAUAAGAAGCUGCGAUCGAAGCGUGUUGCUCCUGUCCUCAUCCGAGAGAUCACCCGGAGAGUCAAUCUAGAAGGAAUCUUCCAAGCUGUGUACACAGCGGGGGUCGUUUUACCAAAGCCCGUGUCUACAUGCAGGUACUGGCACCGCUCUCUAAACCCUAGAAAGCUGGUAGAAGUGAAGUUUUCUCACCUAAGUAGGAAUAUGACGUUACAAAGGACUAUGAAGCUGUACAGACUUCCCGAUGCAACAAAGACCGCCGGGUUACGGCCGAUGGAGAGGAAGGACAUCACCAUGGUCCAGCACUUAUUGAAUAACUAUUUAAGUCAGUUUAAUCUGGCUCCUGUGAUGGAUGAAGAGGAGGUGUUACACUGGUUUCUCCCUCAGGAUAAUAUAAUAGACACCUAUGUUGUAGAGAGCUCAAAUGGCAUAUUAACAGACUUCCUGAGUUUUUACACAUUACCCUCUACAGUGAUGCACCACCCGCAGCAUAAAACUCUGAAAGCAGCCUAUUCCUUCUACAGUGUCCACACAGAGACUGCACUGCUGGACCUCAUGAACGACGCUCUCAUUAUCGCCAAAUUAAAAGGAUUCGAUGUGUUUAAUGCUCUGGAUCUGAUGGAAAACAAAACUUUCUUGGAAAAGCUGAAGUUUGGCAUAGGGGAUGGCAACUUACAAUAUUACCUGUUCAACUGGAGAUGCCCAGCUAUGGAGUCUGAAAAGGUGGGCUUAGUGUUACAGUAAACUUCUCCAGCAGCCGAGACCGCCUCACGCACGCACCGGAGCUGCUCUUCAGUAAGGACAAGCACAAAACCGCUGGAGAUGAGGGGACCAGAAGAGACGAAGAUCAAAUUUAAAAAAAUAAAUAAAAAGACGUCUGAGCAGCCCAUCAGGAUGUUACUGCGACCGCCACAGAUUUCAUCCUGCGCUGUCGUCAUUUUCUCCUGGCGCACGUGCAUUAUUCGAACAAUUAACCGAAUGAAAAACAA